Messenger RNA from Colletotrichum costaricense, 345 nucleotides. RefSeq names its product LSM domain-containing protein. Bases 1 to 345 code for a protein of 114 amino acids. The transcript is spliced from 3 exons. NCBI's taxonomy places the organism in Eukaryota, Fungi, Ascomycota, Sordariomycetes, Glomerellales, Glomerellaceae. Gene Ontology annotation, biological process: mRNA splicing, via spliceosome; P-body assembly. The record is from RefSeq and is a predicted model, not a curated record. Gene Ontology annotation, cellular component: catalytic step 2 spliceosome; precatalytic spliceosome; Lsm1-7-Pat1 complex. Gene Ontology annotation, molecular function: RNA binding.
AUGGCGGACGCCGGCGAAGACACCACGCAUGUCCAGGAGCCUCUUGACCUCGUCAAGCUCCUGCUCGACGAAAUGGUUUUCGUCAAGCUGAGAGGUGACCGUGAGCUUAAGGGCAGACUUCAUGCAUACGACAGUCAUUGCAACCUUGUUCUGGGUGAGGUCGAGGAGACCAUCUAUGUGGUGGAUGAGGAUGAAGAAGAUGAGGAAGUGAAGGUGAGAAGGCUCGAUGAGCUUGAUGUCUCUUCAAAUGCUGACAGCAUAUCGCAGACCAUCAGCAGAAAGUCGGAAAUGCUCUUUGUUCGUGGUGAUAGCGUGGUUCUCAUCUCGCCUCAAACGUCCUCAUAA